Messenger RNA from Linum trigynum, 2129 nucleotides. Lineage: Eukaryota; Viridiplantae; Streptophyta; Magnoliopsida; Malpighiales; Linaceae. The record is from the annotation of a GenBank genome assembly.
CUAAGAUCUUAUUGUAAAAUCAUGUUUUAAUUCAAUAAACAAGAUCCUAAAAACGUAGUUAAAAUUCAAAUAAGAAUUUUAACUACAUUACUCAUUACUUUAAUAUUUUUUUUAUCACAAUUUGUGAGAAUAUUAUUUAAUCAGAGAGAACUAUUAAAAACAUGUGUUCAUUACCUCAAAACAAUUUUCUUUUUUGAAAAGUACAUCAAAUUUUUUAUUCGGAAAACAAGCCACCAUUAAAAAAUGUGAUUAGAUCCACAUCGAGGCGGAGGUUGUUGACAUAAGUGUUAGAGAAGCAAAACAGGGGAAGGGGCUAUAAAUAUUUCCAACCAGACGACGAGACUCCCAAACCAAGUGUUCGUUGGUGUUUGGUGCCGCUACCAAAUUCCCAUCUACCGCUCCACUGCGCCUGCUCUCUUUAACAACUCCCGCUGCUCAUUAUCUUUCUAUUCACCUCUUCUCUUCUUUGAUCUUUCUCCCCCGAUCCCGAUCAGGUACCAAACUCUGUUCGUUAUUCUCUUCUGGGUUCGAUUCGUUUGUUGUUGUUGCAGCUCUAAAUCCUCUGUUUGAAAUACGAUUCCAUCAGGAACAAUGGCACGGAAGAAGAUCAGAGAGUACGAUUCCAAGAGACUGCUCAAGGAGCAUUUCAAGAGGCUCUCCGGCUACGAUUUGCCCAUCAAAUCCGCCCAAGUUAAGGAAUCGACUGAUGUGAUGGCUCUAGCGGAGCAAGAGCCAUGGCUGUUGUCCGAGAAACUGGUGGUGAAACCGGACAUGCUGUUUGGGAAGCGUGGCAAGAGUGGGCUGGUGGCCCUGAAUCUGGAUCUGGCUCAAGUUGCUUCCUUUGUUAAGGAGCGGCUUGGCAAGGAAGUUGAGAUGGGGGGAUGCAAAGGGCCCAUCACCACCUUCAUUGUCGAGCCGUUCAUUCCUCACCAGCAGGAGUUCUACCUCAACAUUGUCUCCGAUAGGCUUGGAUGCAGCGUUAGCUUCUCGGAAUGUGGAGGGAUUGACAUUGAAGAGAACUGGGAUAAGGUUAAGACGAUCUUUGUCCCAACUGGGGAGGCAUUAACUUCCCAAGUCUCUGCACCACUCAUUGCAACAUUGCCUUUGGAGAUUAGAGGCGAAAUUGACAAGUUUAUUUCACUGGUCUUUGCCCUAUUUCACGAUCUGGACUUUACUUUCCUUGAGAUGAAUCCUUUCACUCUAGUUGAUGGAAAGCCUUACCCUUUGGACAUGAGGGGAGAGCUGGAUGACACUGCUGCUUUCAAGAAUUUCAAGAAGUGGGGCGACAUUGAGUUUCCAUUGCCAUUUGGGAGAGUGAUGAGUGCCACAGAGAGCUUCAUCCACACACUAGAUGAGAAGACAAGUGCAUCUUUGAAAUUCACUGUUCUGAAUCCAAAGGGCCGGAUCUGGACCAUGGUGGCUGGUGGGGGUGCCAGUGUGAUCUAUGCUGACACGGUUGGAGAUCUUGGCUAUGCUUCUGAGCUUGGAAACUAUGCGGAGUACAGCGGGGCUCCUAAUGAAGAGGAAGUGCUGCAAUAUGCCAGAGUUGUGAUUGACUGUGCAACCUCUGAUCCUGAUGGCCGGAAGAGAGCCCUUGUCGUUGGAGGAGGGAUCGCAAAUUUCACUGAUGUUGCCGCCACAUUCAAUGGCAUAAUCCGAGCUCUGAAGGAGAAGGAAUCCAAGCUUAAAGCUGCUAGGAUGCACAUAUUUGUAAGAAGAGGAGGUCCUAACUACCAGAAGGGGCUUGCCAGAAUGAGGGCUCUUGGGGAAGAAAUCGGCAUCCCCCUUGAGGUUUAUGGGCCAGAGGCAACCAUGACUGGAAUCUGCAAGCAGGCUAUUGAGUGCAUAUCUGCUGCUGCAUAAGUGGAGCUGCCAUCACUAAAGUUCUCACCCAGUUUCUGGCUGCCGUUAUUUUCCUUAUGUUUGGAACCAAGCCCCCUUUUUUCUCUGUUGUAUCUUUGAACCUCAAAGGAAAAGUUUGCAUUUCCCAUUUUCUGUUCUUUUUAGACGGAAUCUGCAGCAACAAGUGUUAUCGUUUGCGAUUGUCAUGAAUAAAAAUUAAAAAGAGUGUUGCAUUUUAGUAUGCUAGUAUUGUGAUUUGUGAGUGUCAAUAACAACAUGCAAGUAUC